Molecule: messenger RNA, 561 nt
Organism: Cynara cardunculus var. scolymus (artichoke)
Lineage: Eukaryota; Viridiplantae; Streptophyta; Magnoliopsida; Asterales; Asteraceae
Exons: 2
Coding region: 1-561 (186 amino acids)
Source: RefSeq, a predicted model, not a curated record
AUGGCUGAGACUAAUGAAUGGAUUGAUGAGCCAACCUCUUCCUACGGUGACGAGGACAUGGCAUAUCUGUGUCUUAUGGCCAAAAUUCAGGAGAUAAAAGACUCAUUCAAGGGAACUUUCUCUACUGUUGCUAUAGAUGUGCCUUCUACCUCCAAGGAUGCCAAAGAUCUGGUCAAACCAAAGAAGGUAAACAACUUCUUUUCUCUCUCUGAAUCUGAAAAUGUUCAAGCUUAUGAUUCUUUAUCUGUUGAUCUUUACUAUGCUAGAUCUGCUAAAAAGAAAGCUGACCUUGAAAUCAAAAGUCUAACUAGGCUUAGACACCGACAUGUAUGGUACUUGGAUAAUGGAUGUUCAAGUCACAUGACUGUAAACAAGUCCCUGUUGAUCAACUAUGUGUCUGAACAUGGUCCUUCUAUAACCUUUGGAGAUAAUGCCAGAGGUAUUACUAAAGGAUAUGGUGUUCUUUCUAACGGCUCAGUUACCUUCAACCGGGUAGCUUAUGUGGAUGAACUGAAGCACAAUCUACUAAGCAUCAGUCAACUAUGUGAUCUCAACUUCUAA